This is a messenger RNA of Felis catus (domestic cat), 3598 nucleotides long. RefSeq names its product butyrophilin-like protein 1. Gene Ontology annotation, molecular function: signaling receptor binding. Gene Ontology annotation, biological process: regulation of cytokine production; T cell receptor signaling pathway. The record is from RefSeq and is a predicted model, not a curated record. NCBI's taxonomy places the organism in Eukaryota, Metazoa, Chordata, Mammalia, Carnivora, Felidae. The coding region runs from base 1219 to 2901 and encodes 560 amino acids. Gene Ontology annotation, cellular component: external side of plasma membrane. The transcript has 10 exons.
CAGGCUGGAGGUGGGCAGGGGACACUCAUGGGGAAGCAGGGACACCCUGCUUGGGCCAGGGGGAGAAAUGGGGGUGGCCAGGAACUAGGUACUGGCCACGGAUAUGGAUUUGAGAAAAGUCUUGAACAUUUCUGGUGCAUUGGAGGUAGACUGGGUGGGAACAUGGACUGUGUAGUGGAAUGACCCUCCAGUUUCUGGCAGAUGUAACUGAGUGAACCAAGGUGUCCUGCUGAGAUGGGAACAUACAGGUAGGGAGGGGCUGGAGGAAGCCCCAGUGCUCCAGGGUUUUCCUUCAGAGACCAUAACAUCCAUCUUUCCUAGAGCACACUGCAGCCUGGCAGGGAGGGGACUGAAUGGUGUAUCCAGGCCAUGCAUACUUGUAAAAUACUAACAAGCCACAGGGUGCUGCCCAUUCAGCUUGGGCAGGGCCAGAGUCCUGGAACUGGUCCUGGAAGCUCCUGAUGCCCAGUAGUAACCUCUCUGUUGCCACACCUAUGUGGUCUCCGGGUGAAGAAAAGCAAAGCAGCUACACCAGGGGCUUUUCAAAGACUCUUGCCUGAUGGUAUUCACCAACUGUCAUGAGUAGUCUCAGUAGUGAACAGCCAUGCAUAGGGCUAGGUAUUAGUCUUGGCUGUGCCAUACACACUCUCUGCUUAUGGUUUAGAAGUUAGCCAAGCUGGAGAGUAGCAGUUGUUCAUCAAACUAUUGCUGAGUCUGUCCCUCUGUGUGACUCCCUGCAGGGUGGGUCAGUGGACCUGUACCUGCCCUGUUUCUGUGGCUCUGAUCACGUUGCUUCCUUACUGAUAACUGGGGUGCACCAUCCAGAGGGCAGGGCAGAGUCUGCUGGGAUUGUUUUUUGUAAGCUUUCACUUUCAAAUGGUGCAGGAGUCAGAGAAGGGUGGAUUCUCCUGUUUGGGAGUGCUUAGUGGGGGCCCAGGACCCUGUUUUGGCUCAGACUCCUGCAACCUGUUCAGGUUCUGCUUCCCCACUCAUCUGGGAACCACCUGCCUCUCAGGCAAGAAGACCCUAUGGCACCCAACGUUGGAAUUGAAAGCAGGGUUUGGGGCUCAGAGCAGCUAACUGCAAGUGCAAUCUCUGAGAGCAGAUUUGGGGUCUGCUGAGAUCUCACACUACUGAGUUAGAGACAUUCCAGAAGUCUCAGCUUUCUAAGCAGGUGUUCUCCUGCCUCCUGCCGUGUGUCUCCCCAGCCCUGAGGAAAUGGAGGAUUGCCGCAGAGGCUCUUUGCUCUCCCGUCUCACCUCCCUGCUUCUCUUCUUCCAGUUGCCUGCUGGGGGGUCUGCAGAGGAGUUUGUGGUGAUUGGCCCCUCGGACCCCAUUGUGGCAGUGCUGGGUGGGAACGUCACGCUGCCCUGUCAUGUGUCCCCAGCCAUGGAUGUGGAUAACAUGGAGCUGCGGUGGUUCCGCUCCAAGUUCUCAGAGGCAGUGUUCAUCUAUGAAAACCAGCAGGAACAGAAAGAAGAGCAGCUGGCUCAGUACACAGGGCGGACCUCGCUGGUGAAGGACUUCCUCAGCCAGGGGGAGGCCACUGUGCGUAUCCACAAGGUCCAGGCUUCCGACAAUGGGCUGUAUACCUGCUUCUUCAGAAAGGGAAGUUUCUAUGAAAAGGCCAGUUUGGAGCUGAAGGUGGCAGGUGUGGGCUCUGUCCCUCAAGUGCACAUCACAGGGCCAGAGGAGGACGGGGUCCGAGUGGUGUGCACGGCCUCGGGAUGGUUCCCAAAGCCCCAGAUACAGUGGAGAGCUGCUAAUGGGGAAAAGUUCCUGACAUUCUCUGAGACCCAUGCCCAAGACACUGAAGGGCUGUUCAGCGUGGAGUCUGCUCUGGUGGUGAGGGACAGCUCUUCAGGGAACAUGACCUGCUCAGUCCUCAACCCCGUCCUGGACCAGAAGAAGGCGAUGGCCAUUUUCAUCCCAGAGCCCUUCUUCCCCCAGGCCUCUCCCUGGAAGCCAGCUUUCAUAGUGAGCCUCGUGGUGCUGAUGCUCUCACUCCUUGGGGCUGCCUAUUACAUCAAGACAGAACAUACUGUAAAGAGGCAGGAGAUGCAGGAAUGGGAGAGACUGCACAGGGACAAGGAGGAGGCCCGGCAGACAAAGGAGGAGGCGUUGAAGGCCAGAGAUGAACUCCAAGAAGAUCUUGGCAGGAGGAAAUCUAUUUACCUGGGUGGCUGGAGGAAGGCGCAGUUGUAUGCAGAUUGGCGGAAGGAGAAGUUCCAGGCCUUGUCUGUCACUCUGGAUCCAGCGUCUGCACAUCCGCACCUUGCUGUCUCUGGUGGACAGACUAGUGUGACCUUGGAGGACACAACUGAGGACCCCGGAAGAUCCUGUAGCAUCUUGGGCCAGGAGGCCAUCACAUCAGGGCGCUGCUACUGGGAGGUGGAGAUCAAGAAUGGAAACAGAAGCGAGUGGGGUCUGGGGGUCUGUAGGGGAGAUGUGGUGAGGAAAGGCUGGUACAGAGAGUUGCCAGAAGUGGGGUUCUGGGUUCUGGGGUGGUACGGAGGUAAAUUAUAUGCCCUUAUCCUCCCUGAGAGUCAGGAAAUCUGUGAUGAAGUUCCCCACAGGGUGGGUGUUUUCUUAGACCUCAAAGAAGGGGAUGUCUCCUUCUAUAACAUGACUGAUGGAUCUCACCUUUUCUCCUUCCCUCUAACUUCCUCCACUGGGACUCUGUUUCCAUACUUCAUGAUUCAGUCAGGAGAUGUGUCCCUGACCAUCUGCUCUGUGGUGGAUGUGCCUACAGAGACCCCUGUGCCCCUUAAGAAUCCUUCUUCUUCUUUGGAGGAACCUGUAAGCCUCUCAGGGGAUGGGUUCAGCUCAGGCUCUGCUGUUGAUGGUGCUCUCCCAGGGGCCGACUCUCCAUUACUCCCCUAUGGCCCUGAGGCUAUGUGACCAUAGGACCCCUACACUGUCCCAGACUCCUUAUGGUGGCUCUUUCUGGAGCUUCACAUUCCUUGAGACAAAAGCCUCUGAGGUCAGUCCUGGAUGACCUGGUGUCUUGCACUCUUGCUCUGGAUGCAGUCUCCUGGGGUAUGGCUAUGAAAACACUCAGUUCAUGCCUUAUGCUAAGGCAAUAGAAGAUAAUAGUUGACUGAGCUGGUUUAGGGUAGGCUGACUUUAACUAUUAGAAGUAGUGCUUCUUUUGGUAAUGAAAAUUAUUUCAUACAGUCUUUAUUCUGCUUGGAUAUGAAGGAGAUGAGGGCUGAAUGACUCUGCAGAAUUAAAUGGUGUAUAUUUUAUCCAACUUGAGUUGUGCAGAUGAACGCAGAGGCUAUGAGUAGGUCACCAGUUCUAUUUUGGGAAAUGUGCACUCUGACCAGAGACAUUGGCCAUCCAAAAAUUUCUGGAGAAAUGAAUGGCUGAUUGAUGUUCAAGAGGAAAGCAGUCUAAUAUUCUACUGUAUAUACCUCCUAUUCUGGAAUGGUGGAAGCACACUUAUCUUACCAACCUUAGGAAAUAUCUGUUAUUCGUGAAAUACCAGUGCUGUGUUAAUUCAGGAAUUAAGAAGAAGGGUCUGGUUCUUCCUGUGUGUCAACUCCAGUUGGAAAGAAGAGAACUUCUACCAGAAUAAAGAUAUGAAUGAGGAAGA